Molecule: messenger RNA, 1341 nt
Organism: Pyrus x bretschneideri (Chinese white pear)
Lineage: Eukaryota; Viridiplantae; Streptophyta; Magnoliopsida; Rosales; Rosaceae
Product: protein bicaudal C homolog 1-B
Exons: 7
Coding region: 182-1234 (350 amino acids)
Molecular function (GO): protein binding
Source: RefSeq, a predicted model, not a curated record
ACUGGAAGAUGGCGAUGCAACGCGGCAUCCAUGGAAAUGGAUGAGAGCACCUUUGCUUUUGCAAACGCAGCAUCUGCACUGCAGCAUACAUAGAGAAAGAGAGAGAUUGAAAUUAGGGUUUUGCUUUUCCUUUUCUUCUUCCCGGAUCUCUGAAAGUAAUUGAGGAAUUUGACUUUCAAAAAUGUCGAAUUCCAGGGUCACCAUCACCCUCGGUCGCUCUGGUCAGGUUGUGGAGAGAGGAGGAUUUGUAUCCAAUUCUGCAAAAGUGCGUGGUGAUAGUGGGAUGGUUUCCGGAAGUAAACGAAUGGCAGGCAGACUUGGGAGUAAUGCUCAUGGUUUUUCGUUUUCUGCGGGUAAACGGCAACGAGGAGAUGGCAUAAAAUGGAAUGAGGAUGAUAGAACAAUGCAAGAUUCACGAAUCAGUCGAAAUGACCUCAGAUUGAAAUUGUUGCAUAAAAGAUUAUCUAAGAAGCAAAUUGACGGAGUUGCUGAAGAGCGCAAGCAGAUGGACCCUCAUGCAAAGCUUUCAAAACCUGUUCAUCCUUCACUGAGAUACCAGGUGCUGCAGCAUACUUCUGAAACAAAUGCAAGUAGCCACAUGAGGCAGGCUCCUCUGAGAGAAAGUCCAGCUGGUCUAUACCAGGUAAAUUCUCGAGGAAACUUCUACUCUUCUCCAACUACGGAUGGAUUCAGAGGUAGAUCCCCACCAAGAGAGCUGCACCCACCAUCAUCAUUGAGGCCAGUUGACGCUUGUAGAGCUGGCCAGUUCCCGAGAAAUGGUAUGGUUGGUUCUUCUCAGCCGACAGACUCCUUUAUUUUCACAAUGAAAGCUACCCCUCAAGCUGCCAGGCCAAUAGCACAGUUUGCUCCAGCAACUGGCGGCAUGCAGAGAAGUUCACAAAUGGUGGAUGACACUCGAACUGUUGCUGAGUUGUUGCAUAGACUUGGUUUGGGAAAAUAUGCCAUUAUUUUCCAGGCUGAAGAAGUAGACAUGACUGCUUUGAAGCAGAUGGGGGAUAAGGACCUCAAAGAGCUGGGCAUACCGAUGGGACCAAGAAAAAAGAUCCUUCUUGCACUUUUACCCCGUACUAAACGGCCAGCCACCAUAAUCCCUACUUGUAACGAUGCAACGAAAGAUCCUAUUAAGAACGAAGAAAAGAAAAUUGCUGCUAUUUCAAGAGCAUUUCGUUUGUUUGUAUGUACCUUCACCCAUUGUAUCCGAAAUCGAGUUUGAAGUUCAGGUUUGCGACGGUUUUGAUUAGGUUGAAUAACUUCUAUAGGGCUUGUGCUGUUGUAUUUUAUAUACACAAAAAUUAAUCUUUAGUUAUUUUGUUCGUUGCA